AGCAAUUUAUUUUAAGACUGAUAUAAAUGCUAUUGAUAUUUAUGGCAAAUAUUCUGUAUUUAAUCUCAUUAGUUAUUAUCCACGUUUGGUUUUGUAAUUAUGUGGAAUGUUACUGCAAUUUGAACAGUUGUGACGAUUUACAUAAUUCGAUAUGUAAAGAGUCAAAUGAUCCAGUAAACCGCUGCAUCGAUUACGAAAAAACUGUUAUAACAAGCAAAGAUAAGCAAGAUAUUCUGGACAAAAUAAACAGCAGACGGAACAAAGUAGCAUCGGGUGAUAUACGUUCUCUCCCUUCUGCGGAAAACUUGAUAAAAAUGGUUUGGAGCGACAGUUUACAACAUUCUGCGCAAAGAUGGGCAGACCGUUGUUCGCCGUUUAAAGAGUUGGAUUAUAAAGAUAUCUGUGGAGAUUCAGAUGGUGUUAAAAUCGGUCAAAAUAUCGCCACAGUGGUUGGCGACGCACCUGGCUUGACGCCGGCGAUAUUAGUGGACGUGUGGUACAUGGAACUUUUGAACAUGAAUGCUUCAUUUAUAUCGCGAUAUCGCAAAUAUAACCAUUCACGUCAGCAUCAUUACGACUACUUCACACAACUAGUUUGGGCAGAAUCCUAUCAAGUAGGAUGCGGUGGCGUUAAGUUCAAGGAAUUCACCAAUGAUAGAAGAAACAGAACAAUCAACAGAUUAGUUUGUAAUUUCUCGCCAAGUGGUAAUCAAAUCGGACAAUCCGUAUAUCAUGAAGGUCAUCCUUGUUCUCACUGUCCUUUUGGCGGAUCCUGCGACUUGAAAUAUAAUUUUUUAUGCAAUGUUGAACUUCAAGAAAAUGCCAAAGAAAAUAUAAAAAGUUAUGGUGAAAUAUUUAAUAGCAAUCAACACAAUGCUACAAAUAAUGCAAAAAUAACAAACGCUAGUGGAAAUAUAACAAACAAUGAACAACAAAAAAAUACAGACAAUUAUUCUAAAGCUGUACUUGAGAAUGUUGAUUUAAAUCAUGGUGAAGAAAACGUAACAGGAUUUGAUUAUUUUGCUCACAUAUUACAUCUUACCAGUUCAACUAAAAAAACAACAAGUCAUAUAAAAACUUGCAAAGAUGUUAUACCUGUUGAAGAAUUUAUUGAAAUAUUUAAAAAACGCUUGAUAAAAGAUCAAACGUUGAAACAAUAUUUAUUGGCUUCAAAAGUUUUGGAUAGUAAAGAAAAUCUUGAAAAUGGAUACACCGAUGCGACCGUAGCUGAUAUUAUAAAUCAUAUACAUAGCACUAAAGCUACGUCAACAACUGUCAAACCAACAGAACCGGAUUAUUUUAACUCAACUCUACUUGUGAAUUUAGUCGAGGCAGUGAUUUUUAGAAAUAACGAUAAUACAUCAUUAAAAGAUGGAGCUGAAGAUACUACUGAUCCUAUGUCUGAUGUUAGUGCUGUAAAAAUUAAAGCUGAACUUGGAGAAGUUUUGACUAAUUUACAUUCUACCGGGCAUUAUUUCUUUCCUGAAGAUGACACUGAACAGAAUGCCAACGAAACAACAGAAUCGUAUUAUGAUAAUACUAGUGCAGCUGUAUCUGAUAUUGUAUUGGAAAUUCAGGAAUUAAAACGAGGUCAAGGAACUAAAGAUUUUUUGGAUGAAAUUAUUGAUUCCGAUUUAGAUACAGAUAAUGCGACCGAUGAUUUCCCAUCAUCUACAAUCAUAAAUACGGAUGAAAAUGGAAAUAACAAGAUAUUACCUGGAAAUUUCAAAAUUAUAUUGAUAAAGAAACCUUUAAGGAGACGAAAACGAUCAUUACGUAAGAAAUACACAGACAUGAAGAUUGGAAUAAAUGACAAAGAAAGGAAAAGAAAGACCCAUAAAGCACGAAAUAGUGAUAAGAUUGUUUAUGAAAUUUACUAUGAGGAUGUAUUGAGAAAACUUGCAUCAGAUUUAGGCGCUUUGAAACUAAACGAUCGCUUUCAUUGCACUGGAGCAAUUUCUCAUUCAGUACAAAUUAAAUCAACCUCUGUCAUAUUUAUCUUUAUUGCUUUAAAUUUAAUUUUAUGACAAGUUCUUAAUAAAAACGUUUAAAGGUU
Papilio polytes (common Mormon) is the source of this 2056-nucleotide messenger RNA. Its product is annotated as neuropeptide Y receptor-like. Lineage: Eukaryota; Metazoa; Arthropoda; Insecta; Lepidoptera; Papilionidae. The transcript is spliced from 9 exons. Gene Ontology annotation, biological process: neuropeptide signaling pathway. Bases 27 to 2027 code for a protein of 666 amino acids. Gene Ontology annotation, molecular function: neuropeptide Y receptor activity. The record is from RefSeq and is a predicted model, not a curated record. Gene Ontology annotation, cellular component: membrane.